Messenger RNA from Pectinophora gossypiella (pink bollworm), 2429 nucleotides. RefSeq names its product probable ATP-dependent RNA helicase DDX27 (gene Rs1). The coding region runs from base 28 to 2388 and encodes 786 amino acids. The record is from RefSeq and is a predicted model, not a curated record. The transcript has 16 exons. Gene Ontology annotation, molecular function: RNA helicase activity; ATP binding; nucleic acid binding. NCBI's taxonomy places the organism in Eukaryota, Metazoa, Arthropoda, Insecta, Lepidoptera, Gelechiidae.
UGGAACGUUACAAUAACAUUUUUAACCAUGACUCAAGUUGAAGGCUUCCCAGGAUUUAUCAAAACAAUCGGUGAUGGCGAGGAAGUCGAAGAUUUCUCGGAGGAAUCUGAUGAAGAAAUAGAGUAUCAACCAUCAAAGCAAAAAAGCAAGCAGAAGGCUGACUUCGACCCUAAGUUUAACUUUGUAUCUUCAGUAGAAGAGUACAAUAAGAACACAUGGGAUGACAUUCAGAAGUAUGUGAGAAGGAAUGUGAAGAGAACUAUUGAUGAGAAGAUAGCACGGCGGAGGGCCCAGGUGAAGGUGCACGGGAACGCUGAGGAUGUGGACACUGACUCCGAUGUUGAAGACAAAGAUGGUGAUGUGGAUGAGUUGGAGAUAUCAGAUGAUGAGCUCAAGAGAGACGAGAUUAAAACCAAGCAGAAGAAACUCACCAAGAAGGAUAAGCUAAAACAGGAUUUAGAGGACGCCGAAACAGAGGGCACUCGCAUAGAGUACGAUUCGGAUUUCUUCGAGGAGCCGCCUCCUUACGACGAGAAUGCGUCCUUCUACAUGAUGAAUUUGUCACGGCCACUACUCAAAGCUAUAGGCACUCUCAACUAUGUGCACCCUACGCCCAUACAGGCUAGCACUAUCCCUAUUGCUUUGUUAGGUAAAGACAUAUGCGCGUGCGCAGCGACAGGUACGGGCAAGACGGCCGCGUACAUGUUGCCGAUACUAGAGCGGCUGUUGUAUCGCGCGGCCAACAGCGACCGCGUCACCAGGGUGCUCGUGCUGGUGCCCACCAGGGAACUUGGGGCUCAGGUACAUGCUGUGACGAGACAGCUCGCGCAAUUCACGAGUGUGACAGUCGGACUGUCGGUUGGUGGUCUAGACGUCAAAUAUCAGGAGAGCGUGCUGCGUCAGAACCCGGACAUCGUGAUAGCGACACCAGGCCGGCUGAUCGACCACAUCCGGAACACUCCAUCUUUCGGACUCCACUCCAUUGAGGUUCUGGUGCUGGAUGAAGCUGAUAGGAUGCUGGACGAGUAUUUCGCAGAACAGAUGAAGGAGAUCAUCCGUCAGUGCUCACCGAAGCGGCAGACCAUGUUGUUCUCGGCCACCAUGAGCGAGGAGGUGAAGGACCUCGCCGCCGUGUCUCUCAACAAGCCCGUCAAACUGUUCGUCGACUCCAACAAGGAUGUCGCCUUCAAUCUCAGACAGGAGUUCGUUAGGAUCCGCAAAGAGCGUGAAUCGGAUCGGGAAGCCAUCCUAGCCGCUUUAGUAUGCCGCACGUUCCGCGAGCGAGCAGUCGUCUUUGUUCAGACCAAGAGGCAGGCGCAUCGGCUGCACGUCGCUCUUGGUCUACUGGGCAUUAAGGUAGCUGAACUGCACGGCGCCCUUAACCAGCCUCAACGCCUGGACUCGCUGAAGCGCUUCAAGGAAGAGCAGGCGGAUGUCUUGGUAGCGACAGACGUGGCUGCAAGAGGUCUCGACAUCCCGGGGGUGAAAACUGUCCUCAACUUCACCCUGCCAGCGACCCUGGAGCAUUACAUACACAGGGUGGGGCGCACGGCCCGCGCGGGCCGCGCCGGCGUGUCCGUGUCGCUGGCGGGGGAGGGGGAGCGCCAGCUGGUCAAGGCCAUCGUGCGCCGCGCGCGCAGGCCCGUGGCCGCCCGCCAGGUGCCGCCCGACAUCAUCGCCAAGUACCGCCAGCGGCUGCAGCGCCUCGAGCCAGAGAUCAAGGCGAUUCUAGACGAGGAAUACGCGGAGAAACAACUGAAUAAGAUGGAGAAACAGACGAGCAAACUGGAGGGCAACCUGAAGAAGGAAGGGGAGGGACCCAAGUAUGAGACGCAGAGGAGUCACGACUGGUUCCAGACGCCCAAGGAGAAGAGAGAGGAAAAGGAGAGGCUCGCGCUCACUCUGCAUGCUGGGAAAGAUAACAAACAGAAAGGCAAAGGCAUGAAGCGUAAACGCGAGGACGACGGGUCGGAUGACGAUACAGACAAGAAGAAGAAGAAACAGAGCAAACACAAGCCGAAGGAUACUCCUGAAGACCGGGUCAGGCGGGAGAUGGAGAAGGUCGCCCUGUUACAAUCACGAAUGGCGAAACGGAAGAAGAAACAAGGUCGUAUACGCGCUGUGGAUGACGACGAGGACAGACCUAAUAAACGCCAGAACACCGGUAAACCUAAGAAGAAACAGAGCAACUUCGCAACAGACCUCACAGAUACUUCUAGAAACGCCGCUAAGAGACUGCGGUACGACGCUAAUCAGGCACAGAAAGGCAAAUUCAACUUCGGCAAGAAAGGCAAAGGGCCUAAUAAGGGAAAAGCCCAGAAAGGAGGCAAGGGUAAAGCGUUCGGAAAGCCACAAGCGCCUAAACAAGGUGGCCGGAAGAAAAAGUAAAUGGUAAAAUUAUAGAGUAAUAAAUAAUUAUACGACAUUUA